CGUUUUCUUUUCUUUCUUUUUCUUCUUUUUAAUGCCGCGUUUUUAUGUAACACUUCUCGCCGUAAUAUAUAUUCUUAGAAUGGGGCUAAAUGCCAGAUAGAAAAGUGCACUGAAUCUUUUUUCUUAGGGUUUAAAUGGAAAGAACAUCGGAUUGGUGAAUCAUUCCAAACCACCUUAUGUCAACUGCUGUUUUCCGUCGCCGUUUGACAUAACCACCUCGGCAGCUUCAGUGCUGCUCGCACAAUCGCAUUUGAGUCGAAGGUUUGAUACAAUUCUUUAGUGAAAAUGACUGCGUAUUUAGACAGAUAUGUACCAAAAAGUGAUUAUUUAUCAUCGCGAUGUGGUAGUUCACCAGUGCUGCUCCGAAGACGAUCUCCUCUUCCACGAUUCAGUACUCUUCGAAAAGAACGACAACCUCGACCCCUCUCCUUGUCUUUCUUGAGUUCUAAGCCGAUCGACCGAGAAGAUUAUUUUCCUGUCACAUACGCCCACUCUCAUCUGACCAGAAAAGAAAUUCCUCUCUGCACUAUUAAUGAUCUUCUGGAUAUCAUCCGAGAACCUGCAGGUUACUAUGAACUGCCCACCGACCCCUGGAACGAAGUCUAUCCCAAUAUAUAUUUGAGUGAUGCACCAACUGCUCUCUGCACUUCAUUGCUGAGACGUAUGGGAAUUACACAUGUUCUGAAUGCAGCUCAAGGAAAAGAGAAACAUUGUGGACUCGUCAACACGUGGCCUGGUUUCUACACGCAUUUAGGAAUCCAGUUUCUGGGAGUACCGGCUUUUGACAACAUAGUUUUCAAAAUUCAUCCAUACUUUGAAGAUGCUGCCAACUUCAUUGAUGAAGCCUUACAAUCAGGAGGCAAAGUUUUGGUGCAUUGCCAAGCUGGUAUCAGCAGAUCUGCUACACUCAUCUGUUCUUUCUUGAUGCUGAAACGUGGACUGACAGUGCAAGAAGCUGUAAAGUCGGUUCGCAAAAAUCGAGCAAUCAUUCCCAAUGAUGGAUUUUUACAACAACUCUGUGAUCUCAAUGAUAAACUCAAUCGAAAAUAUAAUCCAAUGGAUUAAUUAUAAAUGAACAGUGUGACAUUUUGUAAAUUAAAUAUCAUUUGGGGGGAUAUUCUCCUUUUAUCGAUAGCAGAUACUGGGUGUUUCGUAAGGACCAUCCUUAAUAUGUAUUUUUUAAGAAUCCUUCUCAAAACUGAAAUAAGCUCAUUAGGAAUCGAAAACUAAUAUUUAAGAAACGAAGGAAUAUAAACUCUAUUGAAAUUCGUGGUAUCACUAAUGAGAAAGACGUCUUUUUUUAUUUAAAAGAGGCAGAAAUAUAAAAGUGAAAAGUCGUGGUAUCACUAGUGAGAAAGACGUCUUUUUUUAUUUAAAAGAGGCAGAAAUAUAAAAGUGAAAAGUCGUGGUAUCGCUAGUGAGAAAGACGUCUUUUUUAGAGAGGAAGGAAUAUAAACGCUAUUGAAAUUUGUGAUAUCACUAGUGAGAAAGACGUCUUUUUUUAUUUAAAAGAGGCAGAAAUAUAAAAAUGAAAAGUCGUGGUAUCACUAGUGAGAAAGACGUCUUUUUUAGAGAGGAAGGAAUAUAAACGCUGUUGAAAUUCGUGAUCUCACUAAUGAGAAAGACGUAUUUUUUAUUUAAGAGAGGAAGGAAUAUAAACGCUAUUAAAAUUCGUGGCAUCACUAAUGAGAAAGAUUUCCUUUUUUUUAUUUAAGAGAGAAAGGAAUAUGUAAGAUAGAUUUUCAUAAUGUUUUCUUUUCUUCUUUUAAAUAACAAUUAGCAUACUUUUUUAACUUUAUAUUUGAUAAGGAUUCUAAAAAUUUAUAUUAAGAACUGUUAUUAUAAAAUUCCCUUCAUAUCUACGCAAGUAAGUUACCAAUAUCUGAACCAGCACUUUGGUUUCAAAACAAAUCCAAUCAUCAGGCCUUUUGUUUUAAAAAAAUGUAAUUUUGAGGAUUUUGAACCUGUCUAGUUUUUAUGAAAGCAUGCAUUUGCCUUUUUAAACGUUCUUUUGAGAGAAAAAGAAUUUUACUUCCUAAAUGUCCGAAGCUUUCUUUUUUUAUUAAGUAAAUAAUUAAUAUUUUUGAAGUAUUUCUUUCUCACUUUAUUUAUUUAUCUAUUGAACUUAGUUACUGCUUUUUAAAUUGUAAGAUUGUAUAUAUAUUUUUAAAACUUGGAUUUUAGGAAGCUUUAAGGUUUGAGGAAAUUUUAAAAAAUAUUUACAAUUUUUGAAUUUAAAAUUCGGUAACUAAGUUCAAUAGAACGCAAUUCAAUGAAUGAAAUGAAACAAAAAUUAUUCAAAAAUUUCGGACAUCAAAAUUCGGAUAUCAGAAUUCAUUUGUAGGUUAACAUGGAGGAAAUAGAAUCCUUUUUUUGUUUUGUUUGAAGGGCACCUUUAAGGUGUAAUUUUGUUUCAGGAGACCCAAAAGAGCCCAUAGAUUUGAAAUAAUAAAUAUCACAAAAUUUUAGACAUACAAUUUUUUAAAAUUUGUAUCAGAUUAAAACAUUUUAAAAGUAAAAAAAAAACUAGUUUUGUUUUUUAACAUAGAAGAGUCUAACUUAAGCAAUUUCAAAUUUCCUUAAAUUAAGCAAUAAAAACAAAUGUUAAAAUUUAACAUAAAUUUUUACAGUUGAAAAAUGAACUAGAAAUAUUUUUAAUUUUUGAAUAACAAGUCAGAGUAAUGAACAAAUAAAUGUAAGUUUUUUUCUACACUAUAAAAAUACAUUCAAAAGUAAUUAAGGUGCUUAAGAUAUUCUAAAGUGAAAGAAAACUAUUAUAUAAAAAUAUAGUUAGUUUAGAUUUCGCUAUGGUAAAACAUCAGUGUUAGGGUUUAAAAUUAUUGCAAUUUAUCACAAUUUCUUUUAAUAUCAAUCAUGUAUCAAAAUUAUAAACACUUAUUUGAUCAUAUUACAGUAAAAAAAAAUUAUGUUUUAUAUAUUGCUCUUGUAAAAUUUUUAUACAAUUGCCUUUAAUUUCUUAAUACAUGUGUCUUUUGUACUGUGUAAUGUUCUGAGUUCACAAAAACUGAAAAUUUUUACUUUCAACUAUUGAUCUCCACCAUGUGUUCAUUACGUUUGUUACAUUUUUGAUAUUAUAUGAAUUUUUAUAUUGUACGAAUGCAGAUGGAAAUUUAUUGAACAAAAAGUGAUAACAGUAGAACUUUUUAAAUGUUUAUUUAUUGUUCGUUUGUUUUUAUCUUUUUUUCUUAAUAAGUUGGUACAGUAACCAAUUUGUUUGUUUGAUCUCAAGCUUAUAUUUAAUAAUUUUAAAACAUUAUUUAUCACAGGUUUUAUGUAAUAAAAAUAAAUAGUUUUCGUUUU
Molecule: messenger RNA, 3321 nt
Organism: Parasteatoda tepidariorum (common house spider)
Lineage: Eukaryota; Metazoa; Arthropoda; Arachnida; Araneae; Theridiidae
Product: dual specificity protein phosphatase 3
Biological process (GO): protein dephosphorylation; negative regulation of MAPK cascade
Cellular component (GO): cytoplasm
Molecular function (GO): protein tyrosine/serine/threonine phosphatase activity; MAP kinase phosphatase activity
Source: RefSeq, a predicted model, not a curated record